AUGAUCUAUUCAGCUGCUUUCUUAGUUGUGGCUAUCGUAGCCGUACAAGCUUUGCCUCCUCGAGUUCCAUGCGGGCCUGACGUUCCGCCACCAUACGUGGAACAGUCCUACACUUCUGCAAGCAGCCAAAGCAGUGCAAGUAGCAGCAGCAGUUCCAACAGCUAUGUGGCUAAACAAUAUGGCGGCACUUACUCUGGAUCCAGCAGUCAAAGCCAGAGUUCAUCAAAUGCAGCUAGCAGUGCUUAUGCUGAAAAAUACACGGUUAAAGGAAAAUACCCACCUGUGGUAGGACCUCCUGUGGUGGGUCCACCUGUAGUGGGUCCACCUGUAGUGGGACCCCCUGUGGUAGGACCACCUGUGGUAGGACCACCUGUAGUGGGACCUCCUGUGGUAGGACCACCUGUGAUAGGUCCACCAGUUGUAGGACCACCUUCAAGUGGCAGCGAUUCUGGAAGCAAUUCUAGUUCUGGAAGCUGGUCAAGUUCUGGGUCUAACUCCAACUCUGGCAGCAAUUCAGGAUCUGGCUCAAGCACAGGCGCGAGCAGCUGGACUGGAUCAGGCUCUAGUACAAACUCUGGAAGCAAUACUAAUUCCGGAUCUGGCACAUCUUCCGGCUCCAACACUUCAUCUGGCAGCUGGACCGGCUCUAGCAGUAACACAUCUUCCGGAUCUGGCACAAACUCCGGAUCUGGCACAUCUUCCGGCUCCAACACUUCAUCCGGCAGCUGGACCGGCUCUGGCAGUAACACAUCUUCCGGAUCUGGCACAAACUCCGGAUCUGGCACAUCUUCCGGCUCCAACACUUCAUCUGGCAGCUGGACCGGCUCUGGAAGCGACACAUCUUCCGGAUCUAAUACUGGAUCCGGAUCUGGCACAUCUUCCGGCUCCAACACAAGUUCUGGCAGCUAUACCGGCUCAGGAAGUAACACAUCUUCCGGAUCUGACACAAGCUCCGGAUCUGGCACAUCUUCCGGCUCCAACACUUCAUCUGGCAGCUGGACCGGCUCUGGCAGUAACACAUCUUCCGGAUCUGGCACAAACUCCGGAUCUGGCACAUCUUCUAGCUCAAACACCAGUUCUGGCAGUUAUACCGGCUCUGGCAGUAACACAUCUUCCGGAUCUGGCACAAACUCCGGAUCUGGCACAUCUUCCGGCUCCAACACUUCAUCUGGCAGCUGGACCGGCUCUGGAAGCGACACAUCUUCCGGAUCUAAUACUGGAUCCGGAUCUGGCACAUCUUCCGGCUCCAACACAAGUUCUGGCAGCUAUACCGGCUCAGGAAGUAACACAUCUUCCGGAUCUGACAGCGGAUCUGGUUCCAACACAUCUUCUAGCUCAAACACUGGCUCAGGAAGCUGGACCAGUUCCGGAAGCGACACAUCCUCAGGAUCCAACACUGGAUCCGGAUCUGGCACAUCUUCCGGCUCCAACACUUCAUCUGGCAGCUGGAUAGGCUCUGGCAGUAACACAUCUUCCGGAUCUGACUCCGGAUCUGGUUCCAAUACUUCUUCUGGCUCAAGCACUGGCUCCGGAAGUUGGACAAGUUCCGGAAGCAACACAUCUUCUGGAUCUAACACCGGCUCUGGAUCUGACACAUGUUCUGACUCAAAUACAGGCUCCGGAUCAAACACAUCUUCUGGCUCAAACACCAGUUCCGGCAGUUGGACCGGCUCUGGCAGUAACACAUCUUCCGGAUCUGACAGCGGGUCUGGUUCCAAUACUUCUUCUGGCUCAAGCACUGGCUCCGGAAGCUGGACCAGUUCCGGAAGUGACACAUCUUCCGGAUCUAACACUGGUUCCGGAUCUGGCACAUCUUCCGGCUCCAACACCAGUUCUGGCAGCUGGACUGGCUCUGGCAGUAACACAUCUUCUGGAUCAGGCACAAACUCCGGAUCUGGCACAUCUUCCGGCUCCAACACUUCAUCUGGCAGUAGCACAUCUUCCGGAUCUGACACAAGCUCCGGAUCUGGCACAUCUUCCGGCUCCAACACUUCAUCUGGCAGUAGCACAUCUUCCGGAUCUGACACAAGCUCCGGAUCUGGCACAUCUUCCGGCUCCAACACUUCAUCUGGCAGUAGCACAUCUUCCGGAUCUGACACAAGCUCCGGAUCUGGCACAUCUUCCGGCUCCAACACUUCAUCUGGCAGUAGCACAUCUUCCGGAUCUGGCACAAAUUCCGGAUCUGGCACUUCUUCCGGCUCCAACACCAGUUCUGGUAGCUGGACCGGCUCUGGCAGUAGCACAUCUUCCGGAUCUGACACAAACUCCGGGUCUGGUACUUCUUCCGGCUCCAACACUUCAUCUGGCAGUAGCACAUCUUCCGGAUCUGGCACAAAUUCCGGAUCUGGCACUUCUUCCGGCUCCAACACCAGUUCUGGUAGCUGGACCGGCUCUGGCAGUAGCACAUCUUCCGGAUCUGACACAAACUCCGGGUCUGGUACUUCUUCCGGCUCCAACACUUCAUCUGGCAGUAGCACAUCUUCCGGAUCUGACACAAACUCCGGGUCUGGUACUUCUUCCGGCUCCAACACUUCAUCUGGCAGCUGGACCGGCUCUGGCAGUAGCACAUCUUCCGGAUCUGACACAAACUCCGGGUCUGGUACUUCUUCCGGCUCCAACACUUCAUCUGGCAGCUGGACCGGCUCUGGCAGUAGCACAUCUUCCGGAUCUGACACAAGCUCCGGAUCUGGCACAUCUUCCGGCUCCAACACUUCAUCUGGCAGUAGCACAUCUUCCGGAUCUGACACAAGCUCCGGAUCUGGCACUUCUUCCGGCUCCAACACUUCAUCUGGCAGUAGCACAUCUUCCGGAUCUGACACAAGCUCCGGAUCUGGCACAUCUUCCGGCUCCAACACUUCAUCUGGCAGUAGCACAUCUUCCGGAUCUGACACAAGCUCCGGAUCUGGCACAUCUUCCGGCUCCAACACUUCAUCUGGCAGUAGCACAUCUUCCGGAUCUGACACAAGCUCCGGAUCUGGCACUUCUUCCGGCUCCAACACUUCAUCUGGCAGUAGCACAUCUUCCGGAUCUGACACAAGCUCCGGAUCUGGCACAUCUUCCGGCUCCAACACUUCAUCUGGCAGUAGCACAUCUUCCGGAUCUGACACAAGCUCCGGAUCUGGCACAUCUUCCGGCUCCAACACUUCAUCUGGCAGUAGCACAUCUUCCGGAUCUGACACAAGCUCCGGAUCUGGCACAUCUUCCGGCUCCAACACUUCAUCUGGCAGUAGCACAUCUUCCGGAUCUGACACAAACUCCGGGUCUGGUACUUCUUCCGGCUCCAACACUUCAUCUGGCAGUAGCACAUCUUCCGGAUCUGACACAAACUCCGGGUCUGGUACUUCUUCCGGCUCCAACACUUCAUCUGGCAGCUGGACCGGCUCUGGCAGUAGCACAUCUUCCGGAUCUGACACAAACUCCGGGUCUGGUACUUCUUCCGGCUCCAACACCAGUUCUGGCAGCUGGACCGGCUCUGGCAGUAGCACAUCUUCCGGAUCGGGCACAAACUCCGGAUCUGGCACAUCUUCCGGCUCCAACACUUCAUCUGGCAGCUGGACCGGCUCUGGAAGUGACACAUCAUCUGGAUCUAAUACCGGAUCUGGUUCAAAUACAGGUAUUACUUAG
Ostrinia nubilalis (European corn borer) is the source of this 3624-nucleotide messenger RNA. It is a transcript of the gene Ser3, whose product is annotated as putative per-hexamer repeat protein 5. NCBI's taxonomy places the organism in Eukaryota, Metazoa, Arthropoda, Insecta, Lepidoptera, Crambidae. The coding region runs from base 1 to 3624 and encodes 1207 amino acids. The record is from RefSeq and is a predicted model, not a curated record. The transcript is spliced from 4 exons.